This is a messenger RNA of Aplysia californica (California sea hare), 928 nucleotides long. Its product is annotated as 28S ribosomal protein S2, mitochondrial. Gene Ontology annotation, biological process: translation. Gene Ontology annotation, cellular component: mitochondrial small ribosomal subunit; ribosome. Bases 17 to 868 code for a protein of 283 amino acids. Gene Ontology annotation, molecular function: structural constituent of ribosome. NCBI's taxonomy places the organism in Eukaryota, Metazoa, Mollusca, Gastropoda, Aplysiida, Aplysiidae. The record is from RefSeq and is a predicted model, not a curated record. The transcript is spliced from 5 exons.
UUCCAAUUCUAUCAAAAUGUCGCUCUACAGCAGAAUGAUUCGGUGGAGGGCAUGCCAGUCGGUUAAGUCAUGUUGUUCUUUGCACAAGACAGCUUUAUCGAGAGCAAAAGUCAAUUUGGAACAAGUUGCAAGGUUUUCAGGCAGCAAGUUAGUGUGCAACCAACAAGAGGUGGAGGCACCAACUCCCAUGAGAGGGGAAGAGACUGAGUCUGUAGCAGACACUGCUCUGCAACACGACGACUAUUUUGGGCUAAAAAAUCUUGUCACAGUCAGAGAUUUAUUUGAGGCAAGGGUUCACUUGGGUCACAAUUCUGGACUCCGCCACGAGUCCAUGAGUCCGUAUAUCUUCGGCGAGCGCCAGGGCACAGACAUCAUCGACCUUGAGCAAACUCUGCCGCUUCUCCAGCACGCGCUGGACGUGUGCGCCCACAUCGUGUACCGCGGCGGGAUGGUGCUCUUCCUGUCUCGUAACCAGCAGACGCUGCCGUGGGUGGAGCGCAUGGCGCAGGAGGUGGGGGAGUACUCGCACUGCCGCCCGUGGAAGAGAGGUAUCUUCACCAACGCGUCCAGCAUUUUCAGCACGCUGCCGAUCUACCCGGAGCUGUGCGUGUUCCUGGGCACGCAGGACACGGUGUUUGAGAUGCACCUGGGCAUCGUGGAGUCCUCCAAGCUGCUCAUCCCCUCCAUCGGGGUUGUCGACUCGAACUGCGACAACAGCGACCUCACCUACCACGUCCCCGGCAACGACGACACGCCGGCGGCCAUACACCUCUACCUGCGGCUGUUUAGGGAGGCGGUGACGCGGGCCAAGGCCAAGCGGAAAGAAGACGGGUUGAGCCUCGAUCCAGUGGCGUAUGAUGAGAGUUGAGAGUGUUACAACUUACAACGUGUGUGAAUGGGCAAGGAUUGGUAGCAAAUGUAUAAAUGA